Carassius gibelio (silver crucian carp) is the source of this 1657-nucleotide messenger RNA. RefSeq lists its product as uncharacterized. The transcript is spliced from 2 exons. The coding region runs from base 1 to 1548 and encodes 515 amino acids. The record is from RefSeq and is a predicted model, not a curated record. Lineage: Eukaryota; Metazoa; Chordata; Actinopteri; Cypriniformes; Cyprinidae. Gene Ontology annotation, molecular function: nucleic acid binding.
AUGGUGCCCCUGGUGUGUCCACUAGAUGGCGCCAUUGUAUCACAAAUAAACCAGCUGGGCUUACACAGCCCCGCUGCAGCUCGGGUGGGAACGCUCGCAAGUCACGAAUGGGCUUGGCGAACUGUUUCGGCUCCCGAGUGGGUGAUGCGUACUAUAAUGCAGGGAUACAGACUGCAGUUUGCAAUGAAACCCCCGCAUUUCAACGGCGUUCUCUCUUCACACAUGGAAGAGAACGCCUCACACAUUCUGAAAGAGGAAAUAUCCUCCCUCCUAAACAAGGGAGCGAUUCAAGUGGUGCCCCCCAGUCUGAUGAAUCAGGGAUUUUAUUCUCGUUAUUUCCUGGUCCCAAAAAAGGACGGCGCUCUCCGUCCUAUUUUGGACCUUCGUGUGUUGAACAAACAUUUGAGGAAAUACAAUUUCAGAAUGCUGACUCAUGGCUCGCUCGCCCGCGCCAUAAAACCGAACGACUGGUUCACAUCGGUCGACCUGAAAGAUGCUUUCUUCCAUAUAAGCAUUUAUCCGCCACACAGGAAGUUUCUUCGUUUCGCCUACCAAGGCACAUGUUACGAAUUCACAGUUCUGCCAUUUGGGCUCAGUCUGAGCCCCCGGUGUUUCUGUCUGUGUGCGGAGGCGGGUUUAGCACCCAUGAGAAUGUCAGGUCUGAGGAUUCUGACAUACAUAGACGAUUGGCUCAUCAUAGCCGAAUCGAAAGAGAAAGGAACCCCUCUGGGGACGGUUAUGAUGCGGAAAGUUGUGACGACAGAUGCGUCCUUAACAGGCUGGGGCGCCACCCAGGAGGGCAGAACGGUGAACGGUCUGUGGCCGAGCAGACUAAGUUCAGCGCACAUAAAUUAUUUAGAGCUUAUGGCCGUAUGGAAAGCUCUGAAUCAUUUUCUGCCUCGCCUGCAGGGACAUCAUGUGCUCGUACGCUGCGACAAUACCACGACAGUGGCUUAUAUCAACCGUCAGGGCGGCGUGCGCUCGUCGAAACUUCACGCUCUAGCUUACAAGCUUCUAGUGUGGAGCGGACGGGUUUUCCUGUCGUUACGCGCGACUCAUGUUCCGGGCCUUCUAAACAGAGGUGCGGAUCUUCUAUCAAGGGGAAACCCAAUCUACGGAGAUUGGCGCCUUCACCCGCAGAUAGUGGCUGUGUUAUGGAUGAGAUUCGGACAGGCAACCGUAGAUCCAUUCGCCUCGCGCGAAAACUACCAUUGUCCUAUGUUCUUCUCGCUAAAGGACGUGGACGCGCCCCUCGGGGUGGAUGCACUGGCUCACCCGUGGCCCAGUGUGCUGCUGUAUGCCUUUCCUCCCCUGUGCCUGAUAAUUCCUACACUGGCCAGGGUGAGAGGGCAGGGCCUGUCUCUCAUUCUGAUAGCACCCAGGUGGCCCAAAGCACAAUGGCUGGCGGAGAUAAUCCCUCUGUUAUAUGCCGAGCCGUGGCGCCUUCCCCCCCGCACGGAUCUAUUGUCCCAAGCGAACGGGGAGAUUUAUCACCCGCACCCGGACAGGGUGGCUCUUUGGGCUUGGCCCGUGAGAGGACGAACCUAAGCGCACUUGGGCUUUCGCCGCGUGUGAUUGCUACUAUACAGAAUGCCAGGGCCGUUUCUACGCGAUCCUUGUAUGGCAGUAAGUGGCGAGUGUUCGAAGGGUGGUGUGA